Messenger RNA from Symbiodinium sp. CCMP2592, 510 nucleotides. The record is from the annotation of a GenBank genome assembly. NCBI's taxonomy places the organism in Eukaryota, Dinophyceae, Suessiales, Symbiodiniaceae.
AUGCAGAGUCCAGGGAUCGCCAUUUUCAUCAAGGCAGUCUCAGUCUCAGCAGCUUCCGGAUACAGCCCCUGUAAUCAUGCGAGUCUGGUUCUUUGCUGCGCAAAGGAAGGCUGGUCACCUUCCUUGAUCUUGAAAUUUAGCCUCAUGAGUGCGACGACGGGAUGCUUGGCAGGCUUCGUCGGAAUCGGAGGAGGGCUGAUAUUUUCACCUUAUUUUUUGCUCAUGGGCCUUGAGCCCGCAGUGGCCGUGGCAACCUCUUCAACUUGCGUCAUUUUCACGGCCUCAUCCACCACAUUUCAGUAUCUUCUGACAGAUCGGGUCAUCAUGUCUUUGACACUUCUCUACGGGACGAUCAACUUGGUGUCUUCAUACCUUGGAACGUCCUUGGUCCACUGCUUGCAGGACCAGCUGAGCGCGCGGCGGUCGGCGAUUUCCGGUAUCGUCUCUCUGGGCGUCGUGAUCAGCACCCUUCUGGCCCUGCGACAGCUGGCCAUCGAAGUGCUGCUGUGA